AUGAAUGAAGAAAAGAUGUCAAGUGUUCCUCAGUUCAAUGGUCAACACUAUGACCAUUGGAGCGAAUUGAUGGAGAACAUAUUAAGGGCAAAAGGAUUGUGGAGUCUUUUUGAAGACGGCCUUGAAGAACCCAGAGAUGGUGUUGCGCUUACUGAUGCUCAAAGAAUCACGUUUGAACAGGUACUGGACAAAAGCAAUUCCAAAGUCAUUUGGGACUCGUUGAAGUUGAAGUUUAGGGGAAACGAGCGAGUGAAGCAGUCGCUCCUUAACACUUUAAGACAAGAUUUUGAAGUGUUGGAAAUGAAGAAAGAAGAGAUCACCAGUGAGUAUUUCACCAGAGUGAUGUUAGUGACAAAUCAAAUGAGAAGCAAUGGAGAAGAGAUACCAAACUCGAAGAUAGUGCAGAAAAUACUGAGAACCUUAACUGAAAGGUUCACUUAUGUUGUUGUGUCCAUUGAAGAAUCCAAGAACACAAUCUCCAUGAGUGUUGAUGAACUGCAAAGCUCUCUAGCAGUCCAUGAACAAAAGUUCAAAAGAAUGGAACAACGUGAAGAUCAAGUUCUGAAGGUGAGCACGAAAGGCAGAACAAAAGGUCGAAGUGGCAGAUCUCCAAACAGAGGACGAGGACGUCGAAGAGGAAGACAACCAUUCGAUAAGUCCCUCAUCGAAUGUCAUCGCUGUCAUAACUUGGGACAUUUUCAAUACGAAUGUCCAACCUGGGAAGGAAACUAUGCAGAGCAUGAUGAGAAAGAAGAAAUGCUUCUGAUGGCUCAGAUUGAUUUUCAAGAGCAUAUCAAAGAAGAUGUGUGGUUUCUGGACUCGGGAUGUUCAAACCAUAUGAGUGGGGAUCUAUCUACGUUCAUGCAGAUGGAUUACAACUGUCAAUAG
Molecule: messenger RNA, 888 nt
Organism: Lactuca sativa (garden lettuce)
Lineage: Eukaryota; Viridiplantae; Streptophyta; Magnoliopsida; Asterales; Asteraceae
Molecular function (GO): nucleic acid binding; zinc ion binding
Source: RefSeq, a predicted model, not a curated record